Messenger RNA from Emys orbicularis (European pond turtle), 1771 nucleotides. It is a transcript of the gene CSNK1G1, whose product is annotated as casein kinase 1 gamma 1. The coding region runs from base 120 to 1652 and encodes 510 amino acids. The transcript is spliced from 14 exons. The record is from RefSeq and is a predicted model, not a curated record. Gene Ontology annotation, biological process: peptidyl-serine phosphorylation; endocytosis; signal transduction. Lineage: Eukaryota; Metazoa; Chordata; Testudines; Emydidae. Gene Ontology annotation, cellular component: plasma membrane; nucleus; cytoplasm. Gene Ontology annotation, molecular function: protein serine/threonine kinase activity; ATP binding.
AUGACUUGUAUUGUAACCUGACUCAGUGAUACUUUUGGAUAUAUAUUUCUAUUCUAAGGAGAAGAGUGUGUACUCCCAAUUCUGCCAGUUUACUGGCAGAGAUUUUGUGUUGUAAGAUCAUGGACCAUUCAAACAGGGAGAAGGAUGAAAGGCAGCGGACAACAAAAGGAAUGCCAGGGAGGAGUGGGCAUGGUUCUCGACCGAGUUCUGCUACGUCCUCUGGUGUUCUUAUGGUGGGACCCAAUUUCAGAGUGGGCAAGAAGAUAGGGUGUGGGAACUUCGGAGAACUCAGACUAGGCAAAAAUCUCUAUACCAAUGAAUAUGUAGCGAUCAAACUGGAACCAAUAAAAUCCCGUGCCCCACAGCUUCAUUUAGAGUACAGGUUUUAUAAACAGCUCGGCAGUGCAGCUGAAGGCCUCCCCCAGGUGUAUUACUUUGGGCCAUGUGGAAAGUACAAUGCCAUGGUACUUGAACUACUUGGUCCUAGCUUGGAAGAUUUGUUUGACCUCUGUGAUAGAACUUUCACUUUGAAGACGGUAUUAAUGAUAGCCAUCCAGCUGAUAUCUCGAAUGGAAUAUGUGCAUUCAAAGAACCUCAUUUACCGAGAUGUCAAGCCAGAGAAUUUCCUUAUUGGCCGGCAAGGCAAUAAGAAAGAACACAUCAUUCACAUCAUCGACUUUGGAUUGGCCAAGGAGUACAUUGAUCCUGAAACCAAAAAACACAUACCUUACAGGGAACACAAGAGCCUAACUGGAACAGCAAGAUAUAUGUCCAUCAAUACACAUCUUGGCAAAGAGCAAAGUCGGCGAGAUGACUUGGAAGCCCUUGGCCACAUGUUCAUGUAUUUUCUUCGAGGCAGUCUGCCCUGGCAAGGGCUCAAGGCUGACACCUUAAAAGAGAGAUAUCAGAAGAUUGGGGACACAAAGAGAAACACUCCAGUUGAAGUUCUCUGUGAGAACUUUCCAGAGGAGAUGGCCACAUAUCUUCGUUAUGUCAGGCGAUUAGACUUCUUUGAGAGACCAGACUACGAUUACUUACGAACUAUCUUUACAGAACUAUUUGAAAAAAAAGGCUACACCUUUGAUUAUGCCUACGACUGGGUUGGCAGGCCACUGCCUACGCCAGUGGGGUCCAUUCCUGUAGAUUCUGGGGCAUCUGCAAUAACAAGAGACAGCCACGCACAUAGGGAUCGACCGUCACAGCAACAUGCUCUUCGAAAUCCGACGGCGUCAUCAGACCGCCGAGGAGAGUGGGAGAUCCAACCAAGCCGGCAGACAAAUACCUCGUACCUGACAUCUCACUUGGCUGCAGACCGUCAUGGGGGAUCAGUACAGGUGGUCAGUUCGACCAAUGGAGAACUAAAUGUUGACGACCCAACAGGGGCACACUCCAAUGCACCAAUCACAGCACAGGCCGAGGUGGAAGUGGUGGAGGAAGCUAAAUGCAUAUUGUGUCUGAAACCAUGGCACUGGUCUCAAAGCUCAGCUGUGAACAUGGAACUUGUAGUAUUUUUUAACAUGAAUGUCAAUUUAAAAUGUGUUUUGAAAUGGUUCAACCAGGAUAAGGGCUUAUACCAUGGGGAAGACCCCUCCAGGGGGAGCUCCUUUCCAUCAAGAAAAUGGGUCCUGCUUACUGUUGGUUUCUCUUUCUGAUUUGCCCAUUACUGGGGCAUCAUGAGAAACACAACAAAUGUGAUCUUUAAUUACUCCCCUUCCCCUUUUGGGGGGCAGGGGCUCCCGUUUGCACCCUUUUUGUAUGUAAAAUAAAAUGU